This is a messenger RNA of Penicillium coprophilum, 1104 nucleotides long. RefSeq lists its product as uncharacterized. Bases 1 to 1104 code for a protein of 367 amino acids. The record is from RefSeq and is a predicted model, not a curated record. The transcript is spliced from 4 exons. Gene Ontology annotation, molecular function: nucleic acid binding. NCBI's taxonomy places the organism in Eukaryota, Fungi, Ascomycota, Eurotiomycetes, Eurotiales, Aspergillaceae.
AUGGCUAUCCAUCCCCGUCUACACCCAGAGGGUUCGCAAGGGCACCUGUCACCGCAACAAGCCCUAGCCAUCUCUGCAUGGACAGAGCAACAUGCAGCAGCGACCCUGCAGGACUUGACCCUAUCAGACUCUGCUUCUGCCCCUGCAGCGAGGACGCCGUCUACACCGACCCCGAUGCGCCCGGGUCUGCGCGGAGCCACCGUUUCACUGUCUAUCCCUCUCGACGAUGAAGCGAUCCCAUCCCAACGAAUCAAGGUCGAGUCCCGGCCUCCGGCAGUCAACUUCCGACGUCGGGAGCCUCUGCGCCGGGAUGGUCUCAAGACCCGGGAGGCUCUUCUCAAGGGCAAAGACGGCAGUCGUCGAAGACAGCGUUGGGAGAACGGUACGUAUAUGAACCAGAUAGGUCGCGAUGAACGCCAACUCUAUACCUUUGAUGGCUUCGGCGCAGGAUCGUCUGUUGCACAACCCGUGGGCGGAACCGCCGUCUUCAAAGGACUGGGAUAUCCAACCUACCUAUACUCGUCGGCUUUGAAGGCUGCCGAGAGAGCUACUGAGAAGCAUCACAUUCCCAAGGAACUGAGAUCAAAGCUGAAGCAUGCGCGUGCUGCGCAUGGCAUGCUCCGAGACCUGGAAGAUGAAGUCCGUACGUUUAUUCAGAAGUGGAACGAGAGGGAGCUUCUGCUUGAGAAAGAGGGGUUGCGAGAUGCUCCCGAGGACUUGGCUAGUGAUGACUCGGAAGAUGAGAUCGUAUUUGUCGGUCGUAAUGGGCAGAUGCACGACUCUCCUGAGCGAAAGGAGAGACUCCGCCUGCUCCGAGAGGAGAUCAGCUCUCACAGCGAACGGGAGGGUGAGAAAAUGGUGCUCGAGACUCUAGCCGAUGAUCGGGCCGCUGGAUUCGGUCGCUGGUUGGUCCACUCCAUUGCAUCAUAUUAUGGAUUGCACACUUGGUCCGUCACAGUAGAAGACCGACGAGAAGCCUAUGUAGGCUUCCGGCCUCCGGUUCCGGGAAGCCAUACCGGGCUCGUUUCCCACCCAGCUUGUCAUUCAGAGACCUUGAUCAAGCCUGGUGAUGAGCUUCCUCGGCCCCUUUAUGCGCAGGUGUAG